Messenger RNA from Sus scrofa (pig), 942 nucleotides. Its product is annotated as apolipoprotein F. The record is from RefSeq and is marked provisional. NCBI's taxonomy places the organism in Eukaryota, Metazoa, Chordata, Mammalia, Artiodactyla, Suidae. Gene Ontology annotation, biological process: cholesterol metabolic process.
AUUUACAUCAGGGAAGCACCAGGGCAAAGGACGUGUUUAGACCAUCUCAUUCCUCCGGCUUGUUUUUUUCUGGAGCAAGGCUGUUUUGCAAACCCACCAUGAUCCAGACUGAGCUGCUCUUUUGCUGUGUCUUGCUGUCCUCGGUGACUGCCUUUCCAAGAAGUGCCCAAGAAGGGGCCCUGACCUUCCAGCCACCUUUCACAGAAACUGGGGGUCCUCUGGACAUGCUCUCCAAUCAGAUCUCUCUCCCAGAUCCCAAGAUGUGUCAGGAUCUCUUGCACGUGGUCCCCUCCUUAGCCCCUCUGCCUGAGUACCUAUCCAACUUAGCUCUGGAGGUGGCCCUGGAGGAGGUCGGCUGCCUGACUGAGGCCCACAUGCUGGAACUUCAGCUUGUUAAGAUGGGAGGAAAGGACACCACUGAAACCCUCAUCCGUGAGAGCAAAAAGCGCAAUGAAGAAAAAGGGAUCAACGAUGGUGAGAUCAUGCUGAGGGGUCUAGAAGGAUCCCCGGGGGAGCUUAGGCGGGUCCAGCGCUCAGUUACCCUUCCUGAGGCAUGUCAGCAGGAGGGUAGAUGGGUGCUCUACGAGCUAGCAGAACUGAUAGGUGAGUUUGCUGAGAAGCUCCCUUCCACUGAGCUGGUAAGAGAGUUAAAGACAGCUGCUGUUGAUGUCACCCAGAAGUGCACAGAUGAGUCCUGGCAGCAUUUGGAAGCAGUAGGCAAUCGGUUGAUGAAAAACCCUGAGACCAAAGAUUUCACAAUGCCUAUGGACGAUCAGAUAUACUUUGUCAAGCGUUCUGUAGCCAUUCUGGCACGUGUUAUACUGGAAUUCAUACAGAAAUAUUUCCAGGAGUUUUUUGGAUAGGGAAGCCCUCUGAGGCAUCAUAUUUCCUUUCUCAAAUGUCUCUAAAAGACAUGUGACUAGAGUCAGCUUUGCUAGCUCU